CGGCGGCCGCGCUUCGGCUGUGCCGGACAGGGAGAGCGAGGCCGGAAGGCCGGCCCUGCGGGGAGUGAAGAGGGACGAGGCGAAGGGAAGCUCCGCGGACACGCCUGUCUGGGCUUUCGCCCGCCUUGGGGUAAGCGGCGGCGGCGGCAGCGGCAGCGGCGGGAGGGGAACGAGCCAACCAGCAGCAGCAGCCGCCUCCUUGUCCACAGGAGAGGAAGCAGGGGAGGUCUGGGGCAGAAAUGGGAAUGUUUUGACAACUGCAGUUGAGACACCUGGAGUGUGAGAGUAAACCAUGAGACUGCAAAGAAAGCACUUGCUGAAUGUCUCCUGCGCAAGAAGUUUGAGUGUUUCCAUCUCAUUGGAGACACGGUGCGUCAUAAUUUGAAGGGCUUCCUUGGACCACAGAAGCUUGCACAGACUCCAGUGAACCACUUCUCGAUAAGGCAGAUCCAUAUGUUUUCAGUGUACAUUCACGGAACAGAAAAGAAGCCCUUUUUUGACGAGGGUCGCAUCUUGAUGUGGGCGGCGUUUUGAAGGGGGUUAUAAAAGCCACAUAUUUUGGAAUGACUGGAAACCUAGAGAGGCACAAAGAACAUGCAGGAACCGUGCAUGUUAGCAACUCAGCUUUUUUAGAUGUAUCAUCUGUAUUAGAGGGAAAUGCAGCACUAUAAGCUGCAGCUGUAGCCAUGGCAUUGCAUGACCUUUUAAGCCAUAGUAGAAGUAUUUCUGAGCCUUGGUAUCAAACGUAGCUUUAUUUCUAAAUCGGAUGAUCGGCAAUACACCAUGUGCUAAUCAGGAGAGCAUUUGGAUGGAAAGAUGCCUCUCGGCUUUGCAAAGAUGCUACUGACCAUUAUGUGAGGGGAUGAAAGGUUCACGGAUUGCAUUGCCCGGUGACCAAGCUCCAUGCUGCGCGUGUGUCGACUUGGAUUUUAAGGACCUGCCUUGAGUGCAACUUUUAAAGAUGUGCUGUCGUUUCUGACCUGCUCCAGAGAAGAAAGUCUGUAAAAUGGCUCAGACCAGCUUGCUGCAGGGGAAACAGUUUUAUUGUAGAGAGUGGGUUUUUCACAAGCUUCAGCACUGCCUGCAGGAAAAGACGAGCUGCAGCAACAGCACUGCCAACAAACCAUCCGUUGUGCUGAACUCUGGGACUAAUACUUGUGUCGUCCCUGGCAAGGGAGCUGCCUGGGGUGUGUUGCUGGUAGGAGGGCCGGGUAGUGGCAAGACAGCCCUCUGUACUGAAUUACUGUGGCCGAGCUCACCUGCCAGUCUGCAAAGGGGUUUACAUCACCAAGCCCUGGCUUUCCACUUCUGCAGGGCUCAGGACUCGGACACACUCUGUGUGGGAGGCUUUAUCAGAGGGUUAGUGGCCCAAAUCUGUCGCAGUGGACUGAUUCAGGGAUUUGAGGACAAACUGAGAGAUCCUGCUGUUCAAAGUCUCUUGCAGCCUGGGGAGUGUGAGAGAAACCCAGCUGAAGCAUUUAAAAGGUGCAUUUUGCUGCCUCUUCUCGGAGCCAAGCCCCCUCAACAAAGUCUCUUCCUCCUUGUAGAUUCCGUGGAUGAGGGAUGUAACAUUGCAGAAGGCGACCAGACAUCUACGGGCUUAUCUGGAACUAUAGCUGAGCUUCUAGCUAGUCACUAUGAGUUUUUCCCUCCAUGGUUGCUGCUCCUGUGCUCUGCCCGGAAGCAGAGCAAAGCUGUUACAAAAAUGUUUACAGGCUUUCGAAAGAUAAGCCUUGAUGAUCUCCGAAAGGCUUACAUCGUGAAAGAUGUCCAACAGUAUAUUCUUCAUCGCUUAGAUCAAGAAGAAGCACUGAGACAACAUCUCACAAAAGAAACUGCAGAAAUGUUGAAUCAGCUUCACAUUAAAAGCAGUGGAUGUUUUCUGUAUCUCGAGCGUGUCCUAGAUGGAGUAGUGGAAAACUUUAUCAUGUUAAGAGAAAUCCGCGAUAUCCCUGGGACACUCAAUGGCCUCUAUCUUUGGCUUUGUCAAAGACUUUUUGUGAGAAAACAGUUUGCAAAGGUCCAACCUAUUCUGAAUGUAAUCCUUGCUGCUUGCAGGCCACUAACUACAGUUGAAUUGUUCCAUGCAGUAUGGACCAAAAACAUGGCAUUGUCUAUGGAGGACUUCCAGCGCAAGCUAGAUGUUCUGUCAAAAGUUCUUGUCGAUGGUCUCGGAAACACAAAGAUCCUUUUUCACUACAGCUUUGCAGAAUGGCUGUUGGAUGUAAAGCACUGUACACAAAAAUAUUUGUGCAACGCGGCAGAAGGGCACAGAAUGCUUGCAAUGAGUUACACCUGUCGAGCCAAGGAUUUAUCACCUCUGGAGGCUCAAGAAUUUGCUUUGCACCUAAUUGAUUCCAACUUGCAACUGGAGACCUCUGAACUGGCUUUGUGGAUGAUCUGGAAUGGUACGCCUGUCAAAGACUCUUUGUCAACGUUGAUCCCCAAAGAACAAGAAGUUUUACAGUUGCUGGUGAAAGCCGGUGCUCAUGUCAACAGUGAGGACGAUCGGACCUCUUGCAUUGUACGGCAGGCAUUGGAAAGAGAAGAUUCCAUUCGAACUCUAUUGGAUAAUGGUGCUUCGGUAAACCAGUGUGACUCGAAUGGUAGAACACUCUUGGCUAACGCUGCAUAUAGUGGCAAUCUUGAUGUAGUCAAUCUGCUAGUUUCCAGAGGAGCAGAUUUAGAGAUUGAAGACACGCAUGGGCAGACGGCACUUACUCUAGCUGCUCGGCAGGGACACACCAAAGUUGUCAACUGUUUGAUUGGGUGUGGUGCUAACAUAAAUCACACGGACCAUGAUGGGUGGACAGCCCUGCGAUCGGCAGCUUGGGGCGGGCAUACCGAGGUGGUUUCUGCACUCCUCUAUGCUGGAGUAAAAGUAGACUGUGCAGAUGCUGACAGUCGGACAGCCUUGAGAGCAGCAGCUUGGGGAGGCCAUGAAGAUAUUGUGCUGAAUCUGUUGCAACAUGGGGCUGAGGUCAACAAAGCGGAUAAUGAAGGUAGAACUGCUUUAAUUGCAGCAGCAUACAUGGGGCAUAAAGAGAUUGUGGAGCAUCUGCUGGACCACGGUGCAGAAGUAAACCAUGAGGAUGUGGAUGGAAGGACUGCCCUCUCCGUUGCUGCUCUUUGUGUACCUGCUAGUAAAGGACAUGCUUCAGUUGUGAGCCUUUUAAUUGACCGGGGCGCCGAGGUGGACCAUUGUGACAAAGAUGGCAUGACUCCACUGCUAGUGGCAGCCUAUGAGGGACAUGUAGAUGUUGUUGAUUUGCUUCUGGAAGGCGGAGCAGAUGUAGACCAUACAGACAACAAUGGCCGCACUCCUCUUCUUGCUGCAGCUUCCAUGGGCCACGCAUCAGUUGUAAAUACUCUGUUGUUUUGGGGGGCAGCUGUGGAUAGCAUUGAUAGUGAAGGACGGACAGUUCUUAGUAUAGCCUCUGCACAAGGCAAUGUUGAAGUAGUACGGACUCUGCUGGAUAGAGGGCUGGAUGAGAAUCAUAGAGACGAUGCAGGAUGGACACCUUUGCACAUGGCAGCUUUUGAAGGACACAGGUUGAUAUGUGAAGCACUUAUAGAACAAGGUGCUCGAACAAAUGAAAUUGAUAAUGACGGGCGCAUAGCCUUCAUAUUGGCUGCCCAGGAAGGUCACUAUGAUUGUGUGCAGACCUUGCUGGAAAACAAAUCUAACAUUGAUCACAGGGGCUAUGAUGGGAGAAAUGCUCUCCGUGUUGCUGCUUUAGAAGGCCAUAGAGACAUUGUCGAGCUACUCUUCAGUCACGGAGCUGAUGUGAAUUACAAAGAUGCUGACGGCCGGCCAACGCUUUAUAUCUUGGCUCUAGAAAACCAGCUAACGAUGGCUGAGUACUUUUUAGAAAAUGGUGCAAAUGUUGAAGCCAGUGAUGCUGAAGGAAGGACAGCGCUCCAUGUUUCCUGCUGGCAGGGCCAUGUGGAGAUGGUACAGGUGCUGAUAACGUACCACGCUGAUGUGAAUGCCGCAGACAAUGAGAAACGCUCAGCUUUGCAGUCUGCCGCAUGGCAGGGCCAUGUCAAAGUAGUUCAGCUUUUGAUAGAGCGUGGGGCCCUAGUGGACCAUACGUGUAAUCAGGGUGCUACUGCACUCUGCAUUGCAGCCCAAGAAGGGCACAUCGAUGUUGUACAGAUAUUACUGGAGCACGGUGCCGAUCCAAAUCAUGCGGAUCAAUUUGGGCGCACAGCUAUGCGCGUAGCUGCAAAAAAUGGACACACGCAGAUAAUUAAAUUACUGGAAAAAUAUGGUGCUUCUACUCUAAAUGGCUGCACUCCUUCUCCGGUCCAUACAAUGGAACAAAAACCUUUGCAAUCUGCAUCUUCAAAGAUGCAAUCCUUAACCAUAAAAUCCAAUAGUUCGGGGAGCACUGGUGGGGGAGAUAUGCAGCCUGCUUUGCGUGGCUUGUCUAAUGGGCCAGCUCAUGCCUUUAGUUCUCCUUCUGAAUCUCCCGAUUCGACAGUUGAUCGGCAAAAGUCCUCCUUAUCCAAUAAUUCAUUAAAAAGCUCAAAAAACUCUUCUCUACGCACAACUUCAUCUACAGCAACUGCCCAGACAGUACCGAUCGACAGCUUCCACAGUAUGUCCUUUACGGAACAAAUACAGCAGCAUUCGUUACCCCGCAGUAGAAGUAGGCAGUCUAUUGUUUCUCCUUCCUCCACAACUCAUUCCUUAAGUCAGAAUCAUAGUUCGCCAAACAGUGAAUUUGAAUGGAGCCAGGUGAAGCCCAGCUUGAAAUCCACAAAAGCCAGCAAAACGGGGAAAACAGAGAAUUCCAACAAAUCCGGGUCUGCUGGGAAAAAGGUGAAACAGAGCACGUCGUCUCAACCAAAAGUCCUUGAAUAUGAAAUGACUCAGUUUGAUAAAAGGAUACCUGUUGCCAAAUGUGGGGCUGGCGUGCCCCUUAAAUCAAUGCCUAGUGACACUCAGUGUAAAAUUUUAGUCCCUCCAGCCCAUCAGGAAGUUUGCCGAUCUCAACAGCAGUUCCUGAUCCACCAACAAAGUGGGGAGCAGAAAAAGAGAAACGGAAUAAUGACUAAUCCAAACUACCACCUUCAGAGCAAUCAGGUUUUUCUUGGCAGAGUUUCUGUCCCACGAACAGUACAGGAUCGAGGGCAUCAGGAGGUUUUGGAAGGCUAUCCUUCUGCAGAGACGGAGCUAAGCCUUAAGCAAGCCUUAAAACUUCAAAUUGAGGGGAAUGACCCAAGCUUCAACUAUAAGAAGGAAACACCACUGUAAGAGGCAGCUCCAUGACACCAUGAAUAAAAUGAAGAGUUUCUGCCUGGAAUGUUUUGUCACCCGGGCUGGAAUCAAAGCAUGUUGUGCUUGUUGAACCACAUUGAAAAUUACGAUUGUGAUCACUGCAGUACAGUUACCUUGAUUACUGUAAUGUGCCUAAAGAGAAAAAAAAAUAAGGCUGCCUUCUUAAAUGUAACCUUCUGUGCUUCAGAAAAAAAUUAUUUUGUGUAUUUUGUACUUACUACACAGAAUAAGCACUUUCUUUUCUUCCUCAGUAGCAGAACAAGAUACGUUGUAUUUCCACUCACACAGCUGAAAAGUUGUUAAGAGCUAGAAAUUUGAGUUCUCUGUUCCAGAAGGCUUGAUCAGUGUAAAUGUGCCACGGUGGAUUUUGUGACAAACAGCAAUGCUUUCUGUAUUUAUUUUACAUUCAUGUGCAAAAGAAACUCUGCACACAGUC
Messenger RNA from Lacerta agilis (Sand lizard), 5723 nucleotides. It is a transcript of the gene ANKRD50, whose product is annotated as ankyrin repeat domain 50. NCBI's taxonomy places the organism in Eukaryota, Metazoa, Chordata, Lepidosauria, Squamata, Lacertidae. The coding region runs from base 1007 to 5263 and encodes 1418 amino acids. The record is from RefSeq and is a predicted model, not a curated record. The transcript is spliced from 5 exons. Gene Ontology annotation, molecular function: protein binding.